UACUUCCCUUUUGGUGCAUUUUCCUUAACUGCCCCUUCGAGAUGAUGACUCUAAGUGGUUGUGGCUUUUGCCUGUCCUGCCCUUGCACAUUCAUGUCUCCUGCUACUUCUUUCGCAUAGGUACUUGGUUGGUCCUGCACUUCAACGCACCACCACCACCACCACCACCAAAGCGCAUACACACAUUCAUUAUUCUCAUUCGCACUUUCCACCUUACCAUUUCUUUCAUUCCUUUCCUUUGAAUGCCUGCUUGGCCAAAAGCAAUAAUAUCGGCGAAUAGCCAAACCUGCCGAAUCGAAUCCCACACCCCCAAACCGUCACGUUAUUGGAUGGUCUUUUUGUUGAUCGAGAAUCUGUCGCAGACCUCCUUCAACCUUCUCCAUUUCAUUACUCCAACCUCUCAAUCCAAAUAUAAUUGACUUACAAUGUUCACUUGAUCCACCCUCCAUGCAUCGAAAACCAGGAAAACGACGAAGAAGCUGAGUGCUAUGAAGGAGGCGAAAAUCCGGGCAAACAAUAAAUUAAUAAUGGAGGUCGAGGCUCAGACCCAAGCCUCCCAUCCACCUGUAGUUCGUUCACCUGAAAGUUUGCGUCAACGUCAACGAGAUCGAUUGUCCCCUAGAGGCCGUUUUGCGACACUUAAUACUAUACCUACACCUCUCACAGAGGACGAAAGACAAAAUAAUAACGUGCCAUCAUUGUCCGCUCCAAAUUUGAGGAUUACUGGAAAGAGAAGCCCGAACCAACAGAAAAAGCUGAUGCAGGAGAGUUCGCGCAAUGAUAAUAAUGUUUACCGGCGGGCUAAGAGAGAGGCAGAAGAUGAGAAAGGCAGUAUUGCUCCUGAUGGGGGCUCUGCUGGCCGGGAAGGUAGACAAUUUACCGUUGCUAAAGUUGGGAAUGGCGGAAAGAUAUACUUACGGUAAGACAAGGUGAUGCUUGUUGACGAAAUAGUACUCGUUACCACCAGAACGAAGUUUAAAUACUUGGCAGUAAACAGUACUGACAGACGAAUAGCCCGUCAAUACGUCCAGCAAACCAACGCUAUCCUCAGCCAUCUUUCGUCUUUCCAACAACACCACCAGAUACUGCUGGACCUGAUGCUGCCGGGUUUCGUGGAGAAGAGGAGGAGGAUUUGAGUCACCGCGGUAGUCUUUGGUCCCCGUCAAAGUCGGCAUCGAGCCUAGCCCAGCGGAUAGAAUUCGCAGCUCCGCCAAAAGCACGACGCGCGAGAGCACACUCAUACUCAACUGUAGACGAUCAAUACGCCCCAGUCACCGACAAGGACGCUGGUGCUUUCAAGGUUGUUAUCGAAAGGCCCGGGACUGGUACGGCCACCCAAAAGCCUGACUUUUUUCAAGGUACUCCUGCUCUAGACGUCACUAUCCCUUCGUACAAAUUGGGAAAACCACGAUUCAGCAUGCGCGGCACCCCUUUCCUUCGAGGUUCUUCUUAUACGACCACCAAUGAUGACGUACGCUCAAGUGUCUUGUCAAGCAGAGAAACAUCACAAAUGGAUCCGGCUUCACAGCGCCAUACGCGAACCCUUUCUCGACGUCAUUCCGAUGCAUCUCCACAGCCUAUUGCCGUCAGUGGUCCACCAAGCCCAAACUACCAAUCACGCCCAAUGCCAUCGCCAAGAAUUGUUAAGCCAUCAAGAGCCAUUGAGCCGGAAAUGUUCGAUGCUCUCACUUUCAAGCCAGCUUGCGACCACCCAUCUAUUGUCCGCUAUGGCGAAAGUGGAGGUAUUAGAGCGGCAACUCCAGCUCGUCUUGUUGCAGAAAUUACGUCUCCCACCUUCGUCGAUUAUGACCUUCUUUCAGAUUUCUUUCUUACGUUUCGAUCAUUUCUCGAGACAACAGAUCUUUUGCUCAUGCUCAUCGCGAGGCUGCAGUGGGCAGUUGCGAGAAAUGAUGAGAUUGGUACGGUGGUCAGGGUUAGAACUUUCGUCGCGAUUCGCCAUUGGGUACUAAAUUACUUCUUGGAUGAUUAUGUCAUUGACUACGAGCUAAGAGUGUUGUUUUGUGAACGACUUAAUGCAUUUGCAGAAACACUCUUGCAAGGCGAAACGCACACUAAGGUGCCCUUGAAGAUAGUAGAGGAGCUGAAGAAGUGUUGGCGGAGAGUAUGUGCAUUAUACUGGGAUGGGCCCGACUUUGACCCAGAUCUUGGAGUAGAGGUUCGGAUAGUUGCUGGGGGAGUAGCUGGUUCCCGAGAUCCCAAUUUAGACCCGGCUUUCUGGGAAACCCAUCCCGCAGGUCCCCCACGACUUGAUGGGAUUAUUGAGCCUGACUUCAUCGAGCAUGACACCUCAGUGGUUGAAGGACGAAACUUUUUCGCCGAUGUUUCCCGCGCAGGUUACAUUGACUCUAUAGCCUAUAAUCCCACCCCUCCAAAUGCCAGAGAGGACGACAACGAUCCAGAACCACCCCAUCCCCACGAGCAUAGUUAGUGAAGACUUCGUAUCAUGCUCAUUUCCUAGUCGAACAAGAGGUGGCGGGACUAUUAACCCCUUGGGAGCGCAUCCAGUUCCUACCAGCUCUAUAUACGAUCCAGCUCCCCCGGUGGCAACCACACCUAAAGCAUUGGCCGGUAAACGAGUGCGCCCUUCGCAUUCACACAAGCGCAGUGCAAGCUUCUCCGACUCGUUGAGAGAUUGCCGAGCACAACCAGAUCCCGUACCACCUGUGCAAAAGGUUAUCUACAAGAGUACCGAGUUACUUCUUACUUUGCCUUAUGCUGGAAGUUUAGUGAGGGGUAACCUCUUCCCUCCCGGACAAGCUUUUGUCGAUGUCGUCGCCCCAAGCACUCCAGCAGAAUUUGGUCGAGAAACUACCUUGUUUCCCAGACCGCCACCCAGCCACAAAGGCCCUUCGGCAAUGUCGGGACCAGGGAUGAAAAAACUUUUAGGUAGUGUGCGUCGUGCAUUGAGCACUAGAGCAGGUCAUAGCCCCAGUGGUUCCCCAACGCAAGGCAGCUUUCCCAAUAUGCCUCCCCUGGGCGUUCGAGGGGCAACUAUAAACCGACUUCCUGGUACCGCUAUAGUCCCACAAGCUCAAAAGCACGACUCAAUUCGUGCACCAAUGAGGAUCGACUUGCUUGGCGCUGAAGUUGCCGAAGACUUCAAAAAGGCAGUUCGAGAGGAAGAGGAGGCUGAUGAGGCCCGUAAUUCUCGUAUAAUCAAGCAGCCGUCACCGCCAGGGAGCAGCCAUCGCGAAUCAGCAAUCCACUACUCGACUAUGUGCCCGGAUAUUACCUUGGAAAAUUCAAAUUCCAUAACUUAUAGGUCACCCAAGAGCGAAGUUACAAAUGGAAGCAAGAGUAUUGUAAUUGUUGACGAUACCAUGGCGUUGCCCUUGCCUAUGAUGACUGGCGCAUUGGCCGUGAGCCCAUCUUUCGGCUCAAUCGCUGACACUUUUUUGCAUCUAUCCCAUGGACCUACGCCGCCAACAACGCCCCCAGGAGUUCCUUUCCCUGGAACCCCAAGGAGAUCAUCUCAUCUACUAGGACACACUGUGGACCGCAGUUUAUCGUUAGAAGGUCUUCCUUCGCUCGUCGGUGACUCACAGCCAUCAGGAGAAUGUGAGCAUCCCUUAGGUCCGCGACCAAUUCCUACACAUUCAAUGAGGCUUCACAGUCAAACAUACCGAGUCAGAAAAUCUGCAUCACUACGCCGGUAUGCGUCUUUUCAUAGUGGUUUUACUCGGCACCACAGGAGUGAGAGAAGCUUCGAUGCCACCACAUUCACCGAAGAACAAUCAGUCAGGGAAAGCCUCUCCCGGAAUGCGUCUAUUCCGCUUCCACUUCGAGUACUCCGAAGAAGACCAGGUGGAGAUUUGAGAGCCGUGGGCAAUGUUGGGGACCUCGGUAAUGCUAACCCUCGACCCAUGUCGACUGGCUCCCUGACGACUUAUUCCGAUUCUGUACGAAGCUCGUAUCUUCUUGGUAGUGGAGAUGAUGGCCGAUACGUUGAUGUAGUCAACAGUGAUUACGAUGAAACUCAAGCACAUGUAGAGACAUUCUCGUUGGGGGCUCUAGCUGAGGUCACGCCUAAAGGCCGCGUCUCGCUAUUCGAUACCCAUUCAUCCCAACCGGUCAUGCGCCCUUCUUUUGAGAAAGAAGCUCAGAUGCUUGCUCAGAUUCCAGAUGAUAUUGAUGAUGAUGGUGGGGUUGAAUCAGCUCUUCUGAAACUCGAAGGGAAGUUCGAGCAGAGGCGGUCCGAAACCUCAGGGGGCCAAUUUUCUGGCAGAUUUGAGAACGAAGGAAAUACCAAUAGUUUUGGCGGCGGCCCAUUCGAUGUCAGUACCCUUACUUUGGAUUUCGGCCAGGAAGAAAACUGCAGGCGCCGGCAACGAAAUCUUGUGGACUCGAGAAUUUUCAACAGUCCAGACCCAACUACAUACCAGCCGCAGCAGGCUUCGGUCAGUACAGAACAUAGACCUGCUGCAUAUCAACCGACGGGAAUGCCAAGGACUUCCUCGCUAUCGGGGUCGAAUGGUCUCACAGAUUCAUUUUUUGAAGGCUCUUUCCUUGACGGCGCAUUUGACGAGGAUGCAAAUUAUCACCGGCAUACAAACAAUUGGUCAGAACGCUCAAUUCUUGAAGGACCUGAUGAAGGGCACCAGUUGACUGCGGAUAACACACCGCAUUCCUCUCAUCACGGAUCCUUUGAUUUCAUAACUGAAACAGAAAGCCUGCGAAGAAUGCGCCCCAGCGCAAAAGGAUCUGCUCGUGAGAGUGGCACUCAAUCCUUCCUCAACAUUGACAGUGAUCUUUCUUCGGAAAUGUCUGUCAUUUCGCAAUCCGACUAUAUCGAAGAGAUGUCAAACAUGGCUGCCCCAGCUUCGCAUCCGUUGAGACAAGAAGCAGUGAUCAAUGAAACACCUCACCCAUCUAAAUCACCAAAUCAUCCUCCGUCGCCUCCAAUAACUUUUGUACAGGCAUUGAAUAUGUCUCCAAACACUGCGAAUAUCCCUCGGAUCCAUGAUCACCAGUUGGAGCAGGGGAAUCCUCUACCACCAACUCCCGAUAUCACACCCACUACUGCUAUCGGUUCAAGUGGAUUCGGCAGAGAUGCCUUGCGACCCAGUGGUACAAGUGAAGUUUCUCGUAAAACAUCUGUCCACCUGCCCUUCAUUCUUGCAUUUGAUUCGCGAGUCCUUGCUCAACAGUUUACUCUCAUUGAAAAGGAUGCAUUGAAUGAGAUUGAUUGGAAGGAUCUUAUCGAAAUGCGCUGGAGAGAUGCUGCUACAGAUACUCGCUCUUGGGUUGAAUUCCUGCGCUCAUCGGAACCUCGAGGUGUUGAAGUUGUCAUCGCUCGGUUCAACAUAAUGGUCAAGUGGGCUGUGUCUGAAAUAGUCUUGACUGGCGAUCUGGAAGAACGAGUUCGAUGCAUCAUCAAAUACAUCCACAUUGCCGUGAAUUGUCGAAAAUAUCGAAACUUUGCUACGAUGACGCAACUCACGGUGGCUCUGACCUCUAAAGAUAUCUCCCGUCUUACCUCGACGUGGGCCCACGUUCCGGCGUCGGACAUACAAACACUUCACGAAUUGGAAGAACUUGUGACACCUACAAGUAAUUUCCAUAACUUGAGAGCUGAGAUGGAAGGCUGCGGUGCAGAUCGAGGCUGUAUUCCAUUCGUUGGAAUCUAUACUCAUGACCUCAUUGUCAAUUCGGAGCGUCCAAGUCAAUUUGCAAGCACGCCAACAACGGAACCUUUGGUAAACUUUGAGAGGUGUCGAUGUGAAGCGACCAUCACAAAGAAUCUUCUUAGAUUGCUUGAGGCUAGUCAGUUGUAUAGAUUUCUCCCCAUAGAAGGCAUCACUGAAAGGUGUUUGUGGAUGGCAGCAUUACGAGAUGAAGACAUUGCGAAAUAUGGGAAGUCAAUUCAGAAUUGAUUAUCCACCUCUAUCAACGUCUCUAUCGCACCUUUAAUUCCUUUGAAAACAAGCGCGCCAUGCAGUCACCCAUGCGAGCUCAUUUUGGGGCUUUGCCUGAAUUAAUCUACGAAACCUUCGAUUGGGUUUCGAUUCAUCAAUAGAUGGAUAAAACAACAAAUUCUUUGUAAUAACAAAUUCAAAUUUUGGGGACUUUUGUUUAAAAUUUUGUAAUGUGUUUCACCACAGUAUUCGAACUUCAUACCUCUCAUUUCGAGAUAGCUGCGAAGGAUUCUUUUCAUGUACUUUUUUCACGUUUUCUUGGUCCCUACUUUUUACAAGCACAGCAUAGCUGUGGGUCACCACGACGGCUCAACAUAAUAUUUCCUUAUUGAUAUUGCAGUCUGGCUUCGCACUCAUUUUCCAUGACCAUGACUAUCACGAUCCAUUUCCUGUUGGUUCACUGUAACUUUUUUUUUGUUUUGCUUACGUCCACCGAGUGAUGAGCUUAAAGUGGCUUUGUGGUGUUGAGAGGAUGGAUGGGUGGGUGGGUGAGUGGGA
Messenger RNA from Sclerotinia trifoliorum, 6433 nucleotides. The record is from the annotation of a GenBank genome assembly. NCBI's taxonomy places the organism in Eukaryota, Fungi, Ascomycota, Leotiomycetes, Helotiales, Sclerotiniaceae.